AGUUAGUGGCAACAAACCAAUUACCACAAGAAUCUGUGGAAUUUCUCAGAAUCCGAAAUCAAAAAAUUAUGGGAUAGUUAUGAAAUAUUGGAACCUUGGAAGUUUAAGAAAUGUUUUAAAUGAUACUUUUCAUGAGAAAAGUUGGGAUGGAAGACUUGAUAUUCUAAUUGAAAUUUCUUCUUGUCUUUCCCAACUUCAUAAUGUAAAUAUAAUUCAUAAAAAUCUUCAUAGUGGCAACAUUUUAUUUGAUCUACAUUUCGGCAUUACAAUUAGUGAUUUAGGAUUAUGUAAACCCCUGGAUAAUGAAAAUUCGAAGGAUAUUUAUGGUGUAAUUCCUUAUAUUGCACCUGAA
Messenger RNA from Dentiscutata heterogama, 352 nucleotides. Lineage: Eukaryota; Fungi; Glomeromycota; Glomeromycetes; Diversisporales; Gigasporaceae. The record is from the annotation of a GenBank genome assembly.